AUGCUAACCUGGACAUUAGAAGAAAUUCAAAUAAGCCGACAAGUAUGCUUUACUCAUCUUGAAGAGGAAAAGGUGAAAGAACUUUAUCAUAUUUGGGGUGGUAUCCCAUGUUACGUUUUAGAAUCGGCACAAAAUGAACAAAAGCAGAGUGAAUUGAACAAGGCAAUACUAACUUGUGACCCAAAUAUUUUCAGAUAUGUAGGCGAGGUUUAUUCAAUAGAAGAUAAUUUAGUGUAUAUAUACACAAAUGUUCCCGCAUUGCUAGAAGAAAUUGAGCAAGAAAAGUAUACAGAAGAUGAUAAAAGCAAAGAAGUCAAAAGAGAGAUGUGA
Messenger RNA from Funneliformis geosporum, 330 nucleotides. NCBI's taxonomy places the organism in Eukaryota, Fungi, Glomeromycota, Glomeromycetes, Glomerales, Glomeraceae. The record is from the annotation of a GenBank genome assembly.